GCGCACUUGUCGUGCAUGAGCUGCAGCCUGUUGCACGAGCCCAGGGACGUACAAACAGCAGCAUUUCUGUUCAAAGCAAAGAGAUGUAAGCGACUUGGACAUAUUCACUAAACUUUAUAUUUUAAUUCCAACGAAAAGGAUUAUUACACAUUUUAAUCAAGGGCGAAGAUGCGGGUGUCGCGUUUGAAUUUGCCCUGAACGACUUUUUUGGAGCGUGGGAAGUUUACCGAGCACGGUGCACGAUGGGAUCGUUCCGGCGCCCGAGGCCGCGGUUCAUGAGUUCUCCUGUUCUGUCGGACUUGGCUCGGUUUCACGCCAGCUCUACGGCUCUGCAGCUCUCCAACACCAGCGUCUGGAACAGUGUGCAGUCUGCAGUGAUGAAGGUGUUUCAGGGAGGAGCUCUGCAGCCCAACGAACUCUACACACUCAACGAGAGCAUCAGGUGGCUGCUAAAGACAGAGAUGGGAUCCUUCAUCACAGACUUCUUUCAGAACCAGCUUCUCACUCGAGGCCUGGCUGAAGUGCUGGACCAAAUCCUCCUCACGUCUGGAGAGGAGCAGCUCGAGACUCUCUCCGCCGCCUGGGAACGUUUCUUCACCGAGACACUCCCUACUCUACAAGCCAUAUUCUACCCAGUACAGGGCCAGGAACUGAGUGUGAGACAGAUGGCGCUGUUGGCCUUCAGAGACUUAGUGUUACUCCAGCUCCACCUGGAGGACACUCUGGGAACUGCAACAUCCGUCCCUCCGACCAUAACUCAGAUGCUGCUUGUGCUACAGGGCAUCCAUGAGUCAGGGGGUCCCUCUCAGGAAUAUGUUCAGCUCGAGAGUUUGGUGGAGAUCGUGGUGUCUCCGUAUCUUAGGAACAUCACAGAGGAAACGCAUCAGGUCUUAGAGUCCCGUCACCUCCGCUCCUCCCCCUCGCUCCCUCACUCGUCCCACCCGGAGAUCACGGUCACGCAGCACCUCACCUCCUCUGACUCCACCUCUCUCGCCCCUCUGGUGGAACAGGAGGGGGAGGCGUAUCUGGAGAAGUCUGGGGGGAUCCGCAGACACACUGUGGCUACCAUCCUCUCUGCGCCUUUCCGAACUGAGCCGAACCGUACCGAAUCUAAUCCAAACCGGACCUACAGCUGCAAAGGCGCUUUAGGGACCUUACUCUUAAAGGGGAGGAUACUAGGCCCAAGGCCUUUCUCCAGUCAGCCCGAUGUGAUGCCCCAAACAGUGACUGCAGCAGAGGUGCUAUGAUCUCUGUCCAGGUUCAUGUUGGUGAAAUAAUUCAGCAUGAUCUAUUUAUACUUCACAGUGGCAUCACCCUGAGGAAGGGUUCUACAUGUAUCUUUAUGGUGGAAUGUUCAGCAGUUACCAUGGAGACACACAUUAGCAAAAACUGUCAAAAAAUGUUUAAGAUAGAUUGAAAACUCAAGAAAAAUUCAAAAUGGAUUUAAAACACAUUUUCCGGAGCCUGUGAUUAAUAUUGUUCAUGGUCCUGAUUACGUGUUUGAACAAAACUGGUUAGUGACCAACUGAAAUACUGUUGGUUAAUGCUAGCUAGCUUGUGACUGUAGUUGUAUGUGUGAGAGACUUGUUUAACAGUAUAAAUCAGCUCACCUGUUAUUGUUCUAGCUAAGUCAGUUCUUUGUGGUCAGAUUGUGGUAGUCUAACUUAAAUAACAGAACUUCAGACAGAGCAGUGCCUUUAGUUAGCUUCACGCCCCCAGGGAAUGUUGAUGACAUCUGCUGCAAGUAUCAGUAGUUUUAGAGGCUGGAUUUUCUGAAUAUGUAAUGCAGAAUAAGUUUAUUUACGGAACCUGGAGACAUGAAUGCUCAACACUUUGCUUUUGUAAGAUUAAUGAAUUUGUACAUGGUCAAGUAAAUAAUAAACAAAAUCUUUAAAGAUGCAUUAUGUAACUUUUCUAGCCUAUGUGUCUAUAUGAUGCCAUGGUUUUCACUUUGCAUGGAACAUUCUUCAGUAUUAGGGUCGUAGUAGUAGUCAAUUAAAGAAUUUCCUGGCCGACUAAAUAGACGCCGUGUAAACCAAUUAGUGGACUAAAAACGGGCGUGGCAAAAACAAUAAAAACUAUUAUGAUCUAAACUACAGGCCUACAACCCUACUCAGUGUGGCAUUAUAACUUAUCUAUUUCCAUGGAGUUGAGCAGGUGACAGCACCAUUGGUAAAGGGCCGAUGCAUCCUCUGAUGUGACCAGCACAAACACUGGAUUAUGACUCGCAGUGGAAUGUUGCUUUUAACAGUUUUUUAAAAUUGACUUUUAUAUGUUUGUAUGUUAUCUGUCGAUUAAGGGAAUUUUUUUUAGCAAUAAAAACUCCUAUAACUGAAUAAUGCCAUACUGUUUAAUAUUUUAGGCAAAGGAAAAAAAUCACUAUGGUGGUAAACAGGUUAUGUACCCAACAGAAAAGUUACACAGUGCACCUUUAAACAUUUUAUUAAAAAGUCUGUCUGGAGCAGCUCCUUAAUACUGUGCCAUUAUAAAAAAAAUAAAAUAUUAUGUGAUUGUUUUUACCAUAUAUAACAGUUAGGUCUGAGUUAACAAAGUGACUUUUCCAUAUGGCUCAUACUUGUACUAGAAGAAAAUGUGCCUAUAAAUUAAUAGUUUGCAGUUCACUCUGCAUUGUCAAAUGUCACAAACUUUUUGACAGUUGAUUUUUUAAAAUUCUGUUCUUGCACAUUAACUAUUUUAACAGAAGGGCAGAAGCCAGCGCCAAGUGAACCGAAACAAACAUGGUGAUGCUGACAAAUGUACUAAAGCCUAUUUUAGCAGAAAUACAGACUAUUUAGUUUUUAAAAAAUAUGCACAGGGAAGCGUUUGUGCAUGUGUGAAGGAAUAAGACACCUUUGCUUUUUUCUUAAAUGGGUUUAACUUAAGUUUGAUUUUUCAGUUUGUUCUGCUGUUGUGACGCUUCGACCGUCAGUGUGAAUUGGUUCACUGGUUUAUUGGUGAUUGAGAGCCGUCCCAGAUGGAUGUGUACAACUCUAUCCAGAGCUACAUCAGUCUGGAGAAAGCCAGGUUAAAUCAACUAUUCAACUGUCACAAAAGAAAUGAAAACUUGAAUGGAUCUCGAAUAUUGCAUAACAAGGCCAAAUAUUAGCCUUGUCAAGGCUAAUGCUAAUGUUAAACCUUCAAUUGUUGAUUUAAAAUAUCUGUGUGUUUGUUUAAAUGUGAAGCAUAUUUAUCUAAGCUAAAGUACCCUCAUGAAACAGGAUUUUCAACAAGAAUAAAAAGAUACUAAACAGCUAAAGAUGUGAUGAAAGGUUUAUGUUUGUAAUGGGACAAACCUGGACUAAAACAAUGUCAAAUAGUACUUAUCAUUUCAUUACAUUUCAUUACUCUUGACUAUGUUUGAUGUUUUUGGCUGAUUUUAAUGUUAUGAAAUAAUAAAUAAUAAAUAAAUGAACAUGAAUACAUCCAG
This is a messenger RNA of Periophthalmus magnuspinnatus, 3427 nucleotides long. RefSeq names its product proline rich 5 like (gene prr5l). Gene Ontology annotation, cellular component: TORC2 complex. The record is from RefSeq and is a predicted model, not a curated record. The transcript has 9 exons. Gene Ontology annotation, biological process: TORC2 signaling. Bases 243 to 1247 code for a protein of 334 amino acids. Lineage: Eukaryota; Metazoa; Chordata; Actinopteri; Gobiiformes; Gobiidae.